AUGCCGUCAAAUGAUACUUUUUCUUUGGAAUCUAUGGAUAAAGUAUUUCCUAAUUUACCUAUCAAUUACUCUGAUGUAAACUGGCUGUGUGAAAGAGCUAUACUUGCUCCAGCUAAUGAAAUGGUUGAUAAACUCAAUCAUGAAUUUCUUCAAAAGUUAACAGGUACAUCAGAAAUGACUUUCGAUCAGUUGACAACAGUUGAUCAAGAUCAGGUUGUUCAAUACCAUGUAAUCAUGAAACCCACAGGGAUGCCACCGCAUAACUUGACACUAAAACUGGGUGCUCCCGUUAUGCUGCGUAGGAAUCUUGACCUAUCUCACCUGUGUAAUGGAACUCGCUUAAUUGUUACUGCCAUGACGCCAUAUGUGCUACAGGCAACAAUCAUAACAGGUGGUCACAAAGGAGAAAAUUCAUUAUUCCAAAAACACCUCUCAUACUUACAGAUGUCCCAUUUGAAUUUAAGAUGCUUCAGUUUCCAGUCAAACUAA
Molecule: messenger RNA, 489 nt
Organism: Octopus sinensis (East Asian common octopus)
Lineage: Eukaryota; Metazoa; Mollusca; Cephalopoda; Octopoda; Octopodidae
Exons: 1
Coding region: 1-489 (162 amino acids)
Source: RefSeq, a predicted model, not a curated record